GUGCCCUGAGACCACGUGGUCUCCGAGUACGCUCCGGUCGCCCUUGGACGCUCUUGUCUUCGCGGGUCAUGGCCGGUCCCGCGCAGGGCGGUGGGGCCAGGGCCCUGGACCUGCUCCGGGCUCUGCCGCGUGUAAGCCUGGCCAACUUGAAGCCGAAUCCCGGCUCCAAGAAACCGGAGAGACGACCAAGAGGUCGGAGAAGAGGUAGGAAAUGUGGCAGAGGCCAUAAAGGAGAAAGACAGAGAGGAACCCGGCCCCGCCUGGGCUUUGAGGGAGGCCAGACUCCGUUUUACAUUCGAAUACCAAAAUAUGGGUUUAAUGAAGGACAUAGCUUCAGACGCCAGUAUCAGCCUUUGAGUCUCAGUAGACUGCAGUAUCUUAUUGACUUGGGUCGAGUUGAUCCUACUCAACCUAUUGACUUAACCCAGCUUGUCAAUGGGAGAGGUGUGACCAUCCAGCCACUUAAAAGGGAUUAUGGUGUCCAGCUGGUAGAGGAGGGUGCUGAUACCUUUAAGGCGAAAAUUAACAUUGAAGUACAGUUGGCUUCAGAACUAGCUAUUGCUGCAAUUGAAAAAAAUGGUGGCGUUGUUACUACAGCCUUCUAUGAUCCAAGAAGUCUGGAAAUCCUAUGCAAACCUAUUCCAUUCUUUCUUCGUGGACAACCCAUUCCAAAACGAAUGCUUCCACCUGAAGCAUUGGUACCAUAUUACACUGAUGCAAAGAAUCGUGGUUACCUGGCAGAUCCUGGCAAAUUUCCUGAAGCAAGACUUGAACUCGCCAAGAAGUAUGGUUAUAUUUUACCGGAUAUCACUAAAGAUGAACUCUUCAAGAUGCUCAGUUCUCGAAAGGAUCCAAGGCAGAUUUUCUUUGGUCUUGCUCCAGGAUGGGUGGUGAACAUGGCAGAUAAGAAAAUCUUAAAACCUACAGAUGAGAAUCUUCUCAAGUAUUAUAGCUCAUGAAUUCCUGUCCUAGAAAGCAGAGGUGUUAAAGAAUGCUGGAAAAGAGACUGAAAGAUACAUAUUUCUGAUUGCAUUUUCCUAAUGUGUAAUUCUCCAGAUGUUGAUGUUAAUUUUCAGUGUAAUCUUAUCUCUUUAAUUUUCAUUUAAAAUUAAAACUUUAGGAAGCAAGGACUGCCUCGAG
Lemur catta (Ring-tailed lemur) is the source of this 1140-nucleotide messenger RNA. It is a transcript of the gene MRPL15, whose product is annotated as mitochondrial ribosomal protein L15. Gene Ontology annotation, cellular component: mitochondrial large ribosomal subunit. Gene Ontology annotation, biological process: translation. The record is from RefSeq and is a predicted model, not a curated record. The coding region runs from base 69 to 959 and encodes 296 amino acids. Lineage: Eukaryota; Metazoa; Chordata; Mammalia; Primates; Lemuridae. The transcript has 5 exons. Gene Ontology annotation, molecular function: structural constituent of ribosome.